Gastrolobium bilobum is the source of this 982-nucleotide messenger RNA. RefSeq lists its product as uncharacterized. The transcript has a single exon. The coding region runs from base 119 to 781 and encodes 220 amino acids. Gene Ontology annotation, molecular function: protein binding. The record is from RefSeq and is a predicted model, not a curated record. Lineage: Eukaryota; Viridiplantae; Streptophyta; Magnoliopsida; Fabales; Fabaceae.
CGGUUUAUGCAUUUAUGCAAAGGGUCAAGUUCAAUUUCAGUGUCUCUGUAUUCUCAAUCUGUAACACCUCUUCCCAAACCUUCUAUCACCGGAAAAAAAAUAAAAAUCAGAUCCGUGAAUGGAGAAUGACGAGAAACAAGCAAUGGUACGGGACAUCGUGUUACAAGUUGUUUUGAUCCUUCUUAUGGUGUUGAUGUUCCUCGCCAUGCACGGGAUUCCCCAGAGGCUGUUAGCCAAGCUCCGCUUCACAAACCGACGCGGAAUCGAAGCGAAACGACACUUCGUCAAAGGCGCUCAGCUCCUCGCCCAAGCCAGAUCCCCCAAGAACCGAUCCAGCUCCAAAUCGCUGGCGAAUGAGGCUCUAGCCGAAGCCGAGAAAGCCAUAGCGCUUGAUCCCAAAGACGCAGCAUCUUACCUUCUCAAAGCCAUGGUUCUCGAUCUCCAAGGGUUCCGAACUUCGGCUCUCGACUCGCUCGACGCGGCUCUGUCUCCGCUCGCCGCCGCCUCCCUCGGCGACGGCGAGAGAGGUGAUGCGCUUCUGAAGAGAGCGGAGUUGAAAAUAGCGGUGAGUCAACGCGGCCGAGUUGACUCGGCCCAAUCCGAUUUGACUGAGUCGGUGAAGCUGAGUCCGAAAAACGCGAAAGCUUGGUGUCUGUUAGGUGAGUGCUACGAGAAGAACAAGAUGGAAGAGGAAGCCAGGAAGGCUUACAAGGAGGCUCUCGAGUUGGAGCCACAAUUGUCUGUGGCUCAAGAAGCACUCAACAGGUUCGGUUCAUCAUAGCCAUAGCCAUCAAAAGUUAAUGAGUUUUGAGAUGUGAUCGCUUUGUAAACUUUGGUUUUUGGAAAAUCUUGAUUAUGCAAAGGAUGUUUAAUUAGUAAUAUUAUUGUUAAGAUGAUGCAAUAGUUGCAUAUUAAGAAUGAGCAGCAAUGAAUGAUUUUGGCGAAAUUAUUCUGAUGCAGAAUCCUUGAAUAAAACACUUGU